AUGCGUCAAGUGUCGACUCUCAAUCUCUCUUUCGUCCCUCGCGCAAUCUCGCUGGAGCUUUGUUGAAGCUCGCUGUUUCCUUCUACCCCUGUAACUCUCUCUCUGAGGCCCAUAUCUAUUUAUGGCAUCUCAGGCCAGCCUCCUCCUCCAAAAACAGCUUAGAGAUCUUUGUAAGCAUCCGGUUGAUGGAUUCUCGGCUGGAUUGGUCGAUGAGACUAAUAUAUUUGAAUGGAGUGUUACAAUUAUUGGGCCCCCCGAUACGCUUUAUGAGGGUGGAUUCUUCAAUGCCAUCAUGAGCUUCCCGUCCAAUUACCCAAAUAGUCCGCCAACAGUGAAGUUUACUUCAGAGACCUGGCAUCCUAAUGUUUACCCUGAUGGUCGUGUUUGCAUAUCAAUACUUCAUCCUCCUGGUGACGAUCCUAACGGAUAUGAGCUUGCAAGCGAGCGAUGGGUGCCUGUCCACACGGUUGAAAGUAUUGUUUUGAGUAUCAUAUCGAUGCUUUCCAGUCCAAAUGAUGAAUCUCCUGCAAAUGUCGAGGCUGCAAAGGAAUGGAGAGAGAGGAGAGAUGAUUUCAAUAAGAAGGUCAGCAGAUGCGUGAGGAAGUCGCAGGAAAUGUUGUGAUCAGAUGCCUCUGCUUGUUUAGGUAAAUGCCUCUGCCAGAGCGCAUUUCCUUAAUUAAUUGUCUGAGGGAACUGGUUCACCGGAUAAUAUGCUGGAUCUUUAGAAUGCUGUUGGGAAUCCUCAUACCCAUCUCUUUUGCCUCUAUCCCAACAUUUCUGCACUAUCCAGUAAUUGUAAACUUGCGACAACUCUGUACGCAAAAAGGCUUUUGGGUUAUUGUCUAAUGACACGUACUUAGUUUGUUAAGUCCUUAUCUCCUGGUGUCAUCUGUUUAGGCAUUCCAUUAUUUGUUUUUGCUUCUGUUUUUCUUUGUUUUUUAAAUGAGACUGUUCUUCUUCUGUUCAAAUCAACACUCGAAAGCUGCUGUUUGUUUUUGUUGUGAUGUAAUGCAAGUGGUGGUUCAAUAAACGCAAAUACUUCCUCUCUCUA
Messenger RNA from Tripterygium wilfordii, 1051 nucleotides. RefSeq names its product ubiquitin-conjugating enzyme E2 7-like. NCBI's taxonomy places the organism in Eukaryota, Viridiplantae, Streptophyta, Magnoliopsida, Celastrales, Celastraceae. The coding region runs from base 122 to 622 and encodes 166 amino acids. Gene Ontology annotation, biological process: ubiquitin-dependent protein catabolic process; protein polyubiquitination. Gene Ontology annotation, molecular function: ubiquitin conjugating enzyme activity. The record is from RefSeq and is a predicted model, not a curated record. The transcript has 6 exons.